AUGAGUAAGCCUCCAAAUUCAUCAGUAGCCUUUUGGGAAGAUAGUCGAACAUAUCAAACAGGAUGGUCACGUCCAGAACCAAUAACAACAAUUGAUAAAGUUAAUCUAACAAAUUUUACAUUAGUUAUCACAGCCUGUUGUCGAAAUGUCGAAAAUCAUCUUAUUGGUUUUCAAAAAAAUAUACGUGCUAUUGGUGCAUUAUUUCGAUCUUAUCAUCUCUAUUUGGGAGAAUCAGAUUCUGAUGAUGGCACAUUGAAAUUUCUGCAAGAAUGGUCGAAAAAUGAUUCUAAUCAUGUUAGUGUUUAUACUGCAGGACAACAACGACGGCGCUUAUUUUUCCGCACUUCACGUCUUGCUCAUUGUCGAAAUUAUCUUUUUCAACGUGCACGAACUGAUAUGCCAUGGUUCGAUUAUUAUUUUGUACUUGAUGUUGAUGUUACAUCUACGGAAACAUUUAGUGUCAACAAUUUUCUUACAAAUUUCAUUUAUCCUUUAUCAUCAUGGGCAGUCAUGACAGCUUCACAAACAGAUUCAUAUUAUGAUGCAUGGGCAUUACGUUCAUGGCCAACAAUAACAUAUGAUUUUUGGGAACGGGCACGACAAGGAUCAUUUUUUUCUCUCGCUUGGAAAUCACAAAUUAGACGAGCCGUUGUUAUUCACAACAAGGCGAUACCACGUAAUCAUUCAUUGAUUGAAGUUCAAUCAGCUUUUGGCGGAGCAGCUAUCUAUGCAGCUCAAUAUUUGACUAAAGAUUGUAUGUACAAUGGUUGGAUGGAUAAAAGAUGGUGGUUUAGUCGAGAACAAUGUGAACAUGUUUCAUUUAAUGAAUGUGUCAGACGGAAUGCAGGUGGAGGAAAAUUUUUUAUUAAUCCGCAGUUUCAAAAUGUAUAA
Molecule: messenger RNA, 891 nt
Organism: Rotaria sp. Silwood1
Lineage: Eukaryota; Metazoa; Rotifera; Eurotatoria; Philodinida; Philodinidae
Source: the annotation of a GenBank genome assembly